Molecule: messenger RNA, 2434 nt
Organism: Arvicanthis niloticus (Nile rat)
Lineage: Eukaryota; Metazoa; Chordata; Mammalia; Rodentia; Muridae
Gene: Klhl6
Product: kelch like family member 6
Biological process (GO): B cell receptor signaling pathway; germinal center formation
Molecular function (GO): protein binding
Source: RefSeq, a predicted model, not a curated record
AGUGUGACCUCCCAGAAACUUGGCAGCUUCUUUAGUCUAGACGUUGAUGGCAGGACAAAGAGGCGCCUGCACCAUGAGCGAUGUCGUAGAGAGGAGCUUGGAAGGACCCUUAGCACCCACUACAGACAAGUCCUCCCAGAAAAGGGGAGACUUGGUGGAAAUAUUAACCGGGGAGAAGGUAAAAUUUGACGACACGAGACUUUCUUUAAUUCUUCAGAACGGCCUGGAGACGCUGCGAGAGGAAAAUGCUUUGACAGAUGUCAUCUUGUGUGUGGACAUUCAGGAAUUCUCUUGCCAUCGCGUGGUGCUUGCUGCAGCCAGCAACUAUUUCAGGGCUAUGUUCUGCAACGACUUAAAGGAAAAGUAUGAGAAGAGGAUCAUUAUUAAAGGGGUGGAUGCUGAGACCAUGCACACUCUCCUGAACUACACAUACACAAGCAAGGCUCUGAUCACCAAGCAGAAUGUUCAGCGGGUUCUGGAGGCUGCCAACCUUUUCCAGUUUCUACAGCUGGUGGAUGCUUGUGCCAGCUUUCUCACAGAAGCACUGAACCCAGAAAAUUGUAUUGGAAUAUUGAGGCUUGCAGACACACACUCCUUGGACAGUUUAAAGAUGCAAGUCCAAAGUUACAUCAUUCAAAAUUUUGUUCAGAUUCUGAAUUCUGAGGAGUUCCUUGAACUUCCUGUGGACACCUUGUACCACAUCUUGAGAAGCGACGACCUGUGUGUGACUGAGGAAGCUCAAGUGUUUGAGACUGUGAUGAGUUGGGUCCGGCACAAACAAUCAGAACGACUCUGCCUACUCCCCUGUGUCCUCGAGAAUGUGCGUUUACCACUUCUGGACCCAUGGUACUUUGUGGAGAUGGUCGAAGCAGACCCUCUCAUUAGACAGUGCCCUGAAGUCUUCCCGCUGCUUCAGGAAGCCAGGAUGUACCACCUUUCUGGCAAUGAGAUUAUUUCAGAGCGCACCAAACCCAGGAUGCAUGAGUUCCAGUCUGAGGUGUUUAUGAUCAUUGGUGGCUGUACAAAGGAUGAACGGUUUGUGGCAGAGGUAACCUGCCUGGACCCCCUAAGGCGCAGUCGCCUGGAGGUGGCCAAGCUUCCACUGACAGAGCAUGAGCUGGAGAGUGAGAAUAAGAAGUGGGUGGAGUUUGCAUGCGUGACAUUAAAAAAUGAGGUCUACAUAUCAGGUGGCAAAGAAACACAGCACGAGGUUUGGAAAUAUAAUUCCUCAAUCAACAAAUGGAUUCAGAUUGAAUAUUUAAACAUAGGCCGCUGGAGGCAUAAGAUGGUCGUGUUGGGUGGCAAAGUCUAUGUACUUGGGGGCUUUGAUGGCUUACAAAGGAUCAACAAUGUGGAGACUUACGAUCCCUUCCACAACUGCUGGUCAGAGGCUGCACCCCUCCUUGUCCAUGUCAGUUCCUUUGCAGCCACCAGCCACAAGAAGAAGUUGUAUGUCAUUGGAGGAGGACCCAAUGGAAAGCUGGCCACAGACAAGACUCAGUGUUAUGAUCCUUCAACCAAUAAAUGGGUUUUGAAGUCAGCCAUGCCAGUAGAGGCUAAAUGCAUCAAUGCAGUGAGUUUCCAGGAUCAUAUCUAUGUUGUUGGUGGUGCCAUGAGAGCACUCUAUGCCUAUAGCCCUCUGGAAGACAGCUGGUGUCUGGUGACACAGCUCAGCCAUGAGCGAGCCAGCUGUGGCAUUGCACCCUGCAACAACAGGCUAUAUAUCACUGGUGGACGGGACGAGAAGAAUGAGGUCAUUGCUACUGUGCUCUGCUGGGACCCCGAGGCUCAGAAGCUGACUGAGGAAUGUGUGCUGCCACGAGGAGUGUCACAUCAUGGCAGUGUCACCAUCAGGAAGUCAUAUACUCACAUCCGGAGGGUUGUCCCUGGAGCAGUGUCUGUGUGACUGCAAGGGAAACAGGGGUGCCCCUGGAUUCUCUGAGCACUGAUUCUGUACCCUAGCUUGCUCAUGUCAUCCCUUAUGAGUCGUAGGCUUGGCUUGGGCUUAAGGUUCAUCAUGGGGCAUCUAGGAAGAUAAUGCUUUGGGAUAUGUGAGACCAGCCAGGAAUGCUUGUGUGAACUACCUCAGGAUGAAGGGUAAUGUUUAACAUUCCAUACAUGCCUGCUUACCCUGGCCUGUGCCAGGCGCUUAUCCAUUGUAAUUUACUUAACUAUGGUGAUGGCCUGCUGCCAGAUAGUAUCAUGCCUGUCUGAGAGGCAGGGAAAAGGAGUUUCAGACAGGCCAAUUUUCACUGGGUCUCUCAGGAAGCAAGAAGUUAAGCCAGAAUAAACCCAAGUUUUUCCAUGUCAGUCAGUGUGUCUCCUACCACACUUCUUAACUCAGAUAGGAAAACAGAAAGCCAACCCCAAACUUGGCUGGUGUCUCUUUCUGGCAAGUUUGCUAAAGAUAAGGGAAUAAAGGUAUUUCUCUGUG